UUAAAAUAAAUAAAUAAUCGAAUUUGGGAAUGACCCAACAUUUUAUGCCUUUAACCUGUAUAUCCAGUGGAGUGGAGUGAAAUCACCGGCACGCCCGGUGGCAGGGUGGUCAUAUAAAAUGCUGGGGGUUUAAGCAAAGGAUGGAUAGUGCUCAGAGGGUUUUGGGAAUUCGAAGUAACAAACUGUUUUCUGUUUUAAUCUUUUUUUUUACCUGAGAAAAAACAAACCAAAUUUUCGUGGGAAAUGAGAGAAAUCGUGUCUAUAAUGGAAAACUAGUGUGUUUGAUGUGUUGCUUCAGUAUUCUCCAACAAUUUGCCGAUCUUACAUUUGCCUAAAUUGCCAGAGUUUCGAUUUUUGUGGUUAAAAUUGUAACUUGUGAAGACAGAGGUAAGCAAAUUUCGUUUGUUUCACCAACUUAUGCAGAGCUUGUAAUCCUUUGGACAAGACAAAGUUGUUGGAGCUUGUGUUGUGUGGUUAAGUUCCCACUUCGGAAAUUUCGUACAAUUCUCUGAGUGGUUUUGUGUUUCCUUAGUUCGGUCUUCGAUUUUUUGGAGGGAUUUGGAUUUUGUCGGAUAAUUUUUUGAACCUGCGGAUGCUUUAGUUUUUGGUAAUUAUCUGAGAUCGGUCUUCGUCUGUUGUUUUAGAUCUCUUCUAUGAUCUUCGUUUGAAUUUUUAUUUACUUCUCAUGAACUUGUUUGAAAUCUCGCUUAUUUUCUCUUAUUUUAGUUUAUGUGCUUUAUGGGGGUUGUUUUUGUGUACUAUAUCUUUAUCUGAGCCGAAUUGUUAAGUUUCCUAUAUUCCUCUGUGUCUUCAUCUGAGUCUACUUUGGUUGUGUUAUCCUCGGUGCAUUACAUUGCACGUGAUUUUCCCAUUUGGAGGAGUGGUUAGAAAUAUUUGUUUUUUCAAUAGCCUUUAUCUUCAACAUGCCUGGAUCUAAGGGAAGUCACCCGAUUGGCUUCUUCCUCUGAAUUGAGACGCUUAAGUAUACACUACAGUUGUAGUAAAUUUUAGCAGUGAAGAUUGCCUUUCAAGUAAUGGUGUUUAGCUGAAUCUGGUUCUUUGCUUUUGCUAGUACAAAAAAACAGUUGUUUUCUUUAUAAAUAUCAAUUUCUUCUUAACUUAAUUUGAAAACAUGCGCUUGAUUUUAUUCUUUGAUUCGGUGGUGUAAAAAAAAAAAUACUUGUAUUAGUUUUUAAUGGUACACUCUAAGCCUUACGGUUGUGUACGGUCAGGCUUACAAAUUGAGACUUGUGAGGUCAAGCAACCAGAGUGCACAUUUAUUUGACAAUGGGUCUUGGAUUGCUGGUUUUUUGUGCUUGAUCUAUCUAUUUUGUCAUGGUUCCUGAGAUAUGGUCUUGCAGAAGAGAUUAGACUACGGAUUUAAUGGCUGUCAGGUUCCGGCCAUGCCCCGUGCUUCCCGAUCAACUAGGAGGAGGCGUAAAUUUCAAAGGAGAGCAGAAGACAAUCAAAUGCGUGCAUUUGACUUAUUGGCCACCAUAGCUGAUAAACUAUUGCAAGAGAAAGAAAAUCCAACCAUGUCUAGUGAUACAUCAUCUGAAAAGGAUCAACGUGGAUUUGUCAAAGAAUGCCAAGAUGCAAAUAAACCAUCCAAAUCUGAGCUUUCUGAUGAAGGAAAUUGUAACAAAAAAUGUUGCUCUCAUCUUUCUUCACAAACAAACAAUCAAAAUUGCUGUUUGAAAGAAUUCCAACAUGCUGAACUUGACGGUCAUCCAGGGAUUACUUCUAUAGUAACAAGUUCUAGUUGCUUAGAGAGGUUCUUUGCAGACAAAUUGGUGGAUGGCAAAAGCCAUAUCAAAAUGGAAAAUUUUACUAGCAAAGUUAAAUUAGAUUUUUCUGGUUAUCCAAAGGAUAGUCACUUCAAGGUAGAUGGUGACACUAGUAAAGGAAAGGAUGGGCUGCAUAAGACUGAGAAGGUGCCAAAUGGCAUUGGCAGUGCUGAGGAUCCGUUAGAUGAAAAUCCUCCCGCAUUUAUCAGUUUAGGUGGCAAUCCCAAAUUUUCAGGGUAUAGUGAUAGGAUUCCCUGUAGCUCGUUGUCUAAAGCUUGUGACAAUGUACUAGUAGUUAGUAGAGAUGAUGAUGAAAACUCUUCUGGGUGUACUCACCCUAGUAGUACUAAAACCAAGUCCCUUAGGGUGAAGACUUGUAUAGGUGAUAAUAGAAUAAGUAAAACCCUGGCUUCUAAAUUUCGGAAAGUUGCUGAAAAAUCUAAAGAUGAUACACUUUCUAACUGUGAUGGAGAUUUGAAGCGAACUUACCACAGUAAGAAGAACUGCAAUAAGCGCCAAAAUUCUCAGAUGAAUAUUCCUUUCAAAAAGAGGAAGCUUUUUAAUGGUAGCUAUAUUUCAAGUUCUAAUGGAUUUAUCGGGAGUCGUGGCAUUUAUUAUUCACCUGAGAAUUGUAUGAAUCAAGAUGCAUGUGGUUCACUUCCCGGAACGCACAAGGACCCUGGAAUAUCAUCCUUGGAAGAAUGUCAACAUCAGACGAUACGAUGUAGAGGUUCUCAUGUGAAGCUUAGGAUCAAGUCAUUUAGAGUGCCAGAGCUCUUUUUUGAGGUUCCGGAAACUUCUACAAUUGGGUCCUUGAAGAGGACAGUGAUGGAUGCAGUGACUGCUGUACUUGGGGGUGAAUUACACAUUGGUGUUAUUCUCCAGGGAAAGAAAGUUUGGGAUGACAGUAAAACCCUACUUCAAACCGGAAUUUCUCAUGAUAAUCAGCUAGAUGCUUUGGGUUUCACCCUGGAGCCUAAUUCCUUGCAAAGUCUACCUAUUGUGUGUGCUGCACAUUCUCUCCAUCCUAGCGCUGACAUAACACAGCCAGUAACAAGGUAUCCUUCGAGCCCAGCUGUUAUUCAUCAGAGGAUUCAAGGCAAUUCUGACAUAUUACCUGAGCAUCAAGUUACCAGUUUAGGUAGCAUUUUGGAAAGUGACCAUGAUUCAGCACCUUCUCCUAUUAACGCAUCUGUGGAUGAAGGUACGACAGAUAUCAAAGAACUGGUAACUGUUCCUGAAAUAGAUAAGGAGGAACUAGCUAUGGUACCUGUACUUCAGAAGCCAAAGCGAUCUGAGGUCAUACAACGCCGAAUACGCAGGCCUUUUUCUGUAGAAGAAGUAGAAGCACUGGUUCAAGCAGUUGAAAAAAUGGGAACUGGAAGGUGGCGUGAUGUUAAACUUUGUGCUUUUGAUAAUGCAAAGCAUCGGACGUAUGUGGAUUUGAAGGAUAAAUGGAAAACACUGGUACACACGGCAAGAAUAUCCCCUCAGCAAAGGAGGGGUGAGCCCGUUCCCCAAGAACUUUUGGACAGGGUUCUAGUUGCCCACGCUUAUUGGUCCCAGCAGCAGGCUAAGCAACAACCCAAGCAGCAUCCAGAAAGUGCCUUGUCUUUAAGGGUGUUGUCAGCAACAAGUGACCUUGUUGAUGGCAUGGGUGUUCUCGUUUCUGACUGUUAUUAGAAUGUCUUUUUUAUUUUUCUAUAAAUGUUUAUGAAAUGUCUGUUCAUCAAUCAUGUAGAAAGUGAUGACUAGGAGAAAAAAACGAAAAAUUAUGUUGUGCUGAUGACAAGGUUGUUUCCCUGCGUGGAGAGGUUGCUUCUUGUGAAAAUGGUUUGAUGCAAUAAAGUGUCGCUAACACAAUUCUUUUGACUGUAUAUUUAGUUGUGUAUAUAAUUGUUAUGUUUUUUACUGCUUAAUAGUUGAAAUCUACAUUUAUG
Messenger RNA from Abrus precatorius (Indian licorice), 3727 nucleotides. Its product is annotated as telomere repeat-binding protein 5-like. The record is from RefSeq and is a predicted model, not a curated record. The transcript is spliced from 9 exons. The coding region runs from base 1350 to 3470 and encodes 706 amino acids. Lineage: Eukaryota; Viridiplantae; Streptophyta; Magnoliopsida; Fabales; Fabaceae.